Molecule: messenger RNA, 940 nt
Organism: Paraphaeosphaeria sporulosa
Lineage: Eukaryota; Fungi; Ascomycota; Dothideomycetes; Pleosporales; Didymosphaeriaceae
Exons: 1
Coding region: 134-691 (185 amino acids)
Source: RefSeq, a predicted model, not a curated record
GGUGCGGUCUUGGACCGAAUCGUACGGCAACGCUGCACGCUGUUCACCGGUGGUCCAUCCAGAUGAAGGGCGUAAUACGUGCGUAAACGUGGAGCGAGCGUUCGAGGCUUACUAUUGGCCAUGCCGUUUAGGGAUGCUUUUGCGACAUACAAUGACCGAGGCCGGGAGGCGCGAGGCCACUUCUAGCGCAGCGCUUGGCACCGCCCAAGUGCAUUUGCUGAACGCCUGCUUCGUAUGCACCGCGAUGCGACUCGUUCGACCGUGGGACACUCGGCUCGCCCCAGCAUGGAUGCCGCAGCAGGACCUGCAAGUGGAAACGAGCCAGGUUACUAAGCUAAGUCGCGCGAAACCAGGUCACAAGGCUAGCAUUUCUCGCUCACCGUUUAGGAAAAUGCAGAGUGGUGAAUGUAAUGCAGCGUGCAGCCGUGCAAGUGGGCGAAUGACAAGCCAGGCGCGGGCAUGGUUUACGCGCGAGACGAAGCGCCAGCUCCGAGUCCCGCUAGGCAGAUCGCCCGGGAUCGUGUGCAAAUGUCACCCGCGAAGACGGGCCAUCUCGUAUGUCGUCGCAUCGUCCCGCGCUUCGCUUGGUAGUCGCAAAGCAUUGCGAGUGCAUUGCGCAGUGCAAUUUGCGACGCUAUCAGCCGCACGAAGCGGCCAAACCAGGAAAGGACACCCGAGUAGUUGGGUCUGAGGUACCGAUUGCACACGUUGUUUUUGCACCCGAUUGUUGCCUCUUUGGGGAAGUAACGCGCGCCGUGCUCCAUGUGCAGAAAACGGGCAAUGCGGCGGUUUGGCGGCGCAGUGGAGGCCGCAUACGUGCAGCUGCCGAGUAUAUAUGGGCUGCCUUGAACCCUGCCCUUAUCACUCUUUUGGCCAAUUUGCGUCAGGACAUUGCUUGGAGGGAAAAUUGCCCGAGUGCUAAUGGUGGCCGACCGUUCAG